UACGGACUGGGUAAAAUACCUUUAUGCAUUUCAGUAAUUGUAACUGCGUUAAUUGAUUUAAAAAAAUGUCUUCGUUACAUGUUCAUUACCGCUAAAAGUUGUGGAAUUACAGUAACGGAAUUACUUUGUAACGCGUUACUCCCAUCACUAACACAACUUGUGUUGGCCCUUUAAUUUAUUUUAACAUGAAAUAACGCCUUAAAUGGCAAUGACACACACAAUGUGUAAAAAAUUAACACAUAAUUUUUUGCAGUGUAUAUGUUUUUAACAAUUUAACAAAUCAUUAUCCUAAGUCAUUGUUAAAGCAGAAUCCCCUACAGUAAGUAUAUCAUUUAAAAGCAGAUGCUUACCUGUUAUAAAAGGAAUGAAGCUUACAGUAUAAAGUUUACAUGUUAUAAAAGAAAUAAAGUACAAUAAGAACACAUAAAACUUCCAUUUUCACACAAAGACUGACGAUUCAAGGCUUUAAGAGGUGAAACUAAUCAGGAGGCAGCUUCAAAUUAACUGACUAAAUUUUAAAUAAAAAAGUUUGGCUUUUACCUAAUCGUAAUUUUGUCACAAACAAGAUUAAAGAGAUGACCUUUAAACUUAUUCAUAGAAUAUACCCUGUUAAAUGUUUUCUUGUCAGAUUUAAGAGGGAUAUAGAUGCCAAUUAUAGCCUUUGCGAUUCUUCUAAAGAGACAGCCAUUCAUUUUUUUGUAUUGCAAUGUAGUUGCCGUUUUUUGGCACCAUAUACUUGACUUUAUUGUUAAAAAAAUUGACAAUUUUUUUUUUACUUUGGAAACAUGUAUUAUUAGGUCUAUUUGUAAAUCAGAAGGGCAAACAAAUUCACACAUACAUGAUUAAUAUUAAAUUUAAUAUACAUAAAUGUAAAUUAUCUGGCUGAAAACCAUGCUUUACAGUAUUUAAAGAAGAAAUAAUACACUAUGUUGAUCUAAUAUUACCCUAAAAAAAAAAAAAAACAGAAAGCCUGUCAGAUUCUAAAGGCAUGUAAUUAUUUUCAUAUUUUGAUAUAAUAUUGUUUUCCCCCCUAAAAACAAUGUCUUUAUUUUAUUUUAAAUGAUCUAAUUUUGUGUUAUUUUUGUUUAUUUUUCAGACAGUUUAUAUUUGGAUACCCUGCUGUAACAUUUAUAUUUCUGUCAAUUUUUCAAUAAAGAAGAAAAAUAGCCCUAAAAUAUGGAGUAUAUGCAUUUUAUAUACCUUUAUAAUUUUAAAAUAAAUUUUAUUAGAAAUAAUUUUAAAUAAAACAAUACUUUAUUUUUACACUUUGGGCUAUUGUCAUAAUAUAUCAGUGUCACUGGGUAAUUUGGUUAUAAUUUUAUAAUUUCAAGUUUGAGCAACCAUAGUAAAAGAAAUAUGAAAAUGUCUCCUUAUUACUAAGGUUCAAAAUAAAACAUUAUGUGAAAACUGCAUAUGCAAAUAAAACAAUAAAUGCGUAUUAGAGAAAUACUUGUGAAUUCGCGUUUUUACUAGACAGAAUACGUCCCUUUUGACUUGCCGUAGUAUUUACAUGGAGCUAAAUUCAUGGUCGCACUGUGUGCUAAACAUGUACAUUUUACAUUUACCUCUCCGAAUCUUUUAAAUUUGUUUAUUUAACCUUUUUUUGUCCAGUACACUAUAAACCGACCCAAACAUCCACAAACCGUAUUUAAAGUAAACUAAAUACAGAUAUCGCAUGAAUGUGCAGCAGCUGUCAGCGAAUCUCAAGUCUGUCCGAAACGGAUCCCAUGAUCUUUCUUUAUAAUCAUGUCUGAUGAAGAACUCCGGCCAGUUCCGAAAGAACGAGCCAUCCUGGAGAGUUUCUUCACCCAGCUCGGCACGUUCUGGUUCGACAGGGCGAAAGAUUAUGUCGAGAAAGAAAAGGACGCCAGUAAGAGCGCAGGGGCCAUCUGGGCGUCAUUACUGUCUGCUCUCGCCCAUCUGGCAGCUGCUGAGAAAGCUUACCACAACAUGACUUUCCUCGGCCAGAAACUAGGUGGCCAGUCAUUCUUCAGCCGAAAGGAUUCCUUCAGAUCUAUUUACACAUCUUUACACAAUGAACUAAAGAAGGUGGUCUCCAUGGGUCGCCACACAUCCGGGGGCUCCACUCUUAACCUGGAGGAUCUGCUUUCGCAUUUGUCUGAGCAGCUCUGUCAUUUUGCACAGGCCAGAAUGGAAAUCGCUGACUUCUACGAGAAGUUGCAUUCGCUGGGCAGCCAGAAGACGGUCAACUCCGAGGAGCUUGUGAGCACCCUGGAGACAAUUUUGCAGAAGUACAGUUCCAGGUUUCACCAUCCCAUCCUGAGUCGUCUGGAGAGCAGCUUCCAGGUGGAAGUGGAUGUUCUGACACAGCUGUUGCAGUGCCAGGCGCAGAUCUCCGAGUGGCAUUUCCUCCCAUCCCUGCUGAACCUACACGGUGCCCAGUCCAAACUUCAGACCUGGGGUCAGGUGUUUGACCGGCAACGCGAGACCAGGAAACACCUGUUUGGAGGGCAAUCCCAGAAGGCCGUGCAGCCCCCACAUCUCUAUUUCUGGCUGCAGCGUCUGCAAGCGACACUCCUGGCCAAGUUCAGCUUCUACUUCCACGAGGCGCUGAGCCGGCAGACGUCGCAGUCUGAAAUAAAAACCCUGACAGCACGCACCUGCCCUGAUCACUUUGGCAAGAUCUCGGCCUUUAUCCGCAAACAUGACGCUUUUAACGUCUCUUUGAUCUUUGAUAACCGUGGAUCAGAGAGCUUUCAGGGACAUGGCUACCAUCAUCCACAUUCAUAUCGUGAAGCACCUAAAGGCGUGGAUCAGUUUCCAGCCGUGGUGUCACUUCCUGGUGGAGAAAGGCCGGUCACGCACUGGCCUAACGUUAUCAUGAUCAUGACAGACCGCUCUACGGAUCUCAACGCUCUGGAUAAGGUGGUGCACUUCUAUGACGACAAAGUCCAGAGCACCUACUUCCUAACCAGACCUGAACCUCACUUUACUAUAGUGGUGAUCUUUGAUGGAAAGAAAUCUGAGAGAGACAUGCACAUUGUGGCAUUCCUGCAAGAACUAACAGGGUCACUAAGGAACACCAAACCCUUUACUACACUUAAACCAGGCUCCAAAGGCUAAAGUUUAUACAGUACCUACAGCUUACCGUUUUAAAACACAAAACUCACCUGUUUAAUUGAAUAUAAUUUCCUCACUCUUUGUGGACAUUAAAUGUUGUUGAGCAUUUAUUAUGGUUGCUAUUUUACUCAAUGUGCUGCUGGAACUGUUCAUGUGAUUCAUGUUAUCUUUUUAUCUCCCUAGAGCAGAGGUGUCAAACUCAGUUCCUGGAGGGCCGGUGUCCUGCAGAGUUUAGCUGCAACCAGCCCAAACACACCUGUCUUGAACUUCCUAGUAAUCCUGAAAACCUUGAUUAGCUGCAUCAGAUGUGUUUGAUUAGGGCUGGAAAUAAACUCUGCAGAGACACCAGCCCUCCAAAAAUUGAGUUUGACACCCCUGCCCUAGAGUGAAUAUAAGAGGUCCAAAAGUUUCACAAGACAAACCAUUUUCAGACCAAAGACAAUAUAUCUGUUAACAGGCAAUAAUGUUUGCCUUGUUUUUAAUUUGCUCUAUGCUGAUCAUUUAAAUAAUUUUUUUCUUUCUGUAAGUUGUGCUUUGCCGAAUGUGAAAGGGACCCAUUAACAAGAAAUAUGAUUUUGAUGUACAACAUAUUUUAAUAACUUAAAUUUUAUCAAUUUGACAGUUUUUUCCAACCACUGUGAAGAUAAAUC
This is a messenger RNA of Paramisgurnus dabryanus, 3731 nucleotides long. NCBI's taxonomy places the organism in Eukaryota, Metazoa, Chordata, Actinopteri, Cypriniformes, Cobitidae. The record is from RefSeq and is a predicted model, not a curated record.